Molecule: messenger RNA, 2074 nt
Organism: Dinoponera quadriceps
Lineage: Eukaryota; Metazoa; Arthropoda; Insecta; Hymenoptera; Formicidae
Gene: mof
Product: histone acetyltransferase KAT8
Exons: 7
Coding region: 145-1506 (453 amino acids)
Biological process (GO): regulation of DNA-templated transcription
Molecular function (GO): histone acetyltransferase activity
Source: RefSeq, a predicted model, not a curated record
ACGAUCGCGUCGGAGCGCGUCCUCCCGGUCGUGUGUGGCAGUGCGGAUCGUUGCGUCAGAAGGCGCAAUGUUCAUCUAUUUUUGGGCGUUUCGCGUUCCCGACGAAUGUGUUCUCCGUGGCAUGGUGUGAGCUAGCGCCGGAAAAUGGCCGAAUCCGAGCAGAGAAGCAAGGACGGUUGCAACGCGGCGCCGAAGGAGACGACGAUGGUCAAGCAGGAGAAGCGCGAAAACACGUUGACGAAUGGCGGGAAGGGCUCGGGCGAUGACGCGGACAGCCUCGAGGAAAUGCCGCUCGACAUAGGCGAGCAUUACCUCGUGCGCAGAUCCGAUGACUGGCAUCCUGCUGAAGUUAUUCAGACACGUUACAAUGAGAGUGAGAGCCAUUAUGAAUACUAUGUUCACUAUGAGGGGCACAACAGAAGAUUGGACGAAUGGGUACCUCGUGAUAGGAUUAUGUCAAGCAGAUUUGACAUGAGUGAGAUUGAGCGGCAUGACAGGAAUUCAGGAUCUGAUUUAUUGGCUGAUUCUUCUGACCGCAAAAUUACUAGGAAUCAAAAGAGACGUCAUGAUGAGAUUAAUCACGUACAAAAGACUUAUGCGGAAAUGGAUCCUACCACAGCUGCCUUGGAGAAGGAACACGAGGCUAUAACAAAAGUCAAAUACAUAGAUAGAAUACAAAUUGGCAAGUACGAGAUUGAUACUUGGUAUUUCAGCCCCUAUCCAGAAGAAUAUGGUAAACAACCCAAACUCUGGAUAUGCGAGUAUUGUUUAAAAUAUAUGCGUCUCGAGAAAACUUACAGGUAUCACAUGAGUGAGUGCACUCAUAGACAGCCAGUUGGGAAGGAAAUUUACCGAAAGGGAACACUCAGCAUCUGGGAAGUGGACGGCAGGGAGCACAAAAUAUAUUGUCAAAACCUGUGCUUACUGGCGAAACUGUUUCUCGACCAUAAGACGCUUUACUUCGACGUGGAACCGUUUCUUUUUUAUAUCUUGUGCGAGGUGGACAAACACGGGGCGCACUUAGUCGGUUAUUUUUCAAAGGAGAAAGAAUCGCCGGACGGUAAUAACGUCGCGUGCAUCUUGACUCUGCCACCCUUCCAAAGACAAGGCUACGGCAAAUUGCUGAUAGCCUUUAGCUAUGAACUAAGCAGAAUUGAACAAACUGUCGGUAGUCCGGAGAAACCUUUGAGUGACUUGGGGAAGCUCUCAUACCGCAGCUACUGGAGCUGGAUUUUACUGGAAAUUCUUCGAGAUUUCAGGGGAACUCUUAGUAUUAAGGAUCUCAGCCAAAUGACCAGCAUCUCCCAAACCGACAUCAUAUCGACGUUACAGAGCAUGAACAUGGUGAAGUACUGGAAAGGACAGCACGUCAUCUGCGUCACGCCUAAGCUUGUAGAGGAGCAUAUAAAGAGUAGCCAAUACAAGAGGCCGCGUCUCACAGUCGACAGCACCGCGUUGAGGUGGGGCGCACCGCCUCGGAAAAACGUGAAACCUGGCAAAAAGUAGCAGCAGCGAGUUGACGCGUUGGUCAUUCUCUACAUUCGGUGAUAUGAAUCACUUUGGCGAUAUUGUUGACGCUCACGACUGAUCGAACACGAUGAUUCACGUGGGUGACGUUUUACGAGUUUAUUAGCCACUUGGUAAUGGAUUCACGAACACGAUCAAUAUCAGACUUAUCAUCCCGCGUGCAUCUCGCGAGGUAACCAGCCGGAUAGGCAGCACGCGGUGCGCUUAACACGACAAUGUUUACUUUAACGAAAUAACGAGGAAGUGUAACUCUCGUAAAGUCUGAUGAACUAUUAGAAUUAUUUCGUCUCGAAAGGAACAUACAUAGUUUGCGAUGGCGGAGAGAAUUGUAUACCUCUCUCUUUCUCUCUCUAUCUCUCUUCGCUAAUAAACAGCGACCUUUAUUUAUCGGUAAAGAAGUGUAUCUUACUCGUGACAAUGGGCCUGUGCAAGUCCUGAAUUGUAAGUGCAUUUCGACAAGCAGACGGAAACCGCCGCAGUAUUAGAUCGUUCUCUGACAACUCUUUCGUAAUGUAAAUUCGGUUAAUAAAAGAUGAAUUUGCAGAAA